AUGUCAAAGUUUCUGCAGACAUGUGACGAUGAUCCUAUCGUAGUAGUUGGAGGAGGAAUUAGUGCCUCCACUUUCGUGGAGCACGUCAGACUGAAUGGAAGCAAAAAUCAACUUAUCAUGGUCACCAACGAAAAUGUACAGCCGUAUGAUCGUGUUUUGCUGACAAAGAGGCCAUCAUCUGAAGCCAAGGAUAUACGAUUCCGAAGUGAUGAUUUCUACAGCGACAACCACAUUCUGAUCAUGAUGGGCACCAAGGUCGGUGGAAUUGACACCAAUAGGCACAGCGUUGCUAUGUCCACUGGGAAGAGGUGGCGGUACAGUAAACUUGUGUUGGCUCUCGGUGUUGUACCAAAAAAGCUGAAUGUCCCUGGAGCAGACUUGAAGCAGAACAACAGUGCGGUGUUAGGUACUGUUGUAACUUGCCUACUCUUCAUUGAGCGUACAAUUGCAAACUUGUUUGUAAAUUCACACUGGCCUUUGGAUAUGAGAGAAAAGGUGCCAGGUGACUCUCUAGUGAAGAACACGCGAAGGAAACAGUCGGAAAUGCUCACAGUGAGAUCUUACUGUAUUGGACGCGGUAGGGCAUACGGCAAAGAGGCGCUGAGCGUGCAAAAGGGAAUACCGCGACGAAAUGACGAGGGACUAGACUCUAGGUAG
Cooperia oncophora is the source of this 657-nucleotide messenger RNA. Lineage: Eukaryota; Metazoa; Nematoda; Chromadorea; Rhabditida; Trichostrongylidae. The record is from the annotation of a GenBank genome assembly.